AUGUACAAAUCUCCUCCCAUUCUCCUGCCUUUUUUUUUCCAUCUCUUUAUCUUUUCUUACCUUUUUUUUUUAUCCCUAUUUCCUCUUAAUUCCAUUCCAGCUCUAUCCUUGUCUCUCUUUUUUUUCUCUUUUUUUACUUCUGUAGCUUUUCUUACUCUUACCAUAACAAAUUUUACUACUCUUCCUUCUCAUCCUUUUUCUUUAUUCUCUUUUUUAAUGCCCACAUUUAAUUUUCUUUCCCUUCUUUCUCUGUUUCUUUCUUCCCUUUCUGUGAAUAUCUAUGUCUUCACCUUUCCCAAUUUUCUUUUUCCUUUUCUUUCUUCAUUUCCUUCUUCCCCUUUUAAGAACAUUUUCUUUCCCUUCUUUCUCUGUUUCUUUCUUCCCUUUCUAACAUUUUCUUUCCCUUCUUUCUCUAACAUUUUCUUUCCCUUCUUUCUCUGUUUCCUUCUUAGCUUUCUGAGAAAUUUUUCUACCUCUUUUUUUCUCUGUAACAUUCCAUCUUCUUUUUUCCCCUUUCUGAGAACUUUUUGUUUCCUUUCCCUUUCUGAAAAAGUUUUCUUCCUCUUCUUUCUCUGUUGUCCCUCACUUCUGAGAACUUCUUUCCCUUCUUUGUUUCCUUCUUCUCCUUCAAAGAGCUUUCUUUCUCUCUUCUUUCACUUCUUUCCUUUUUCUCCUUUCUGA
Molecule: messenger RNA, 681 nt
Organism: Acanthosepion pharaonis
Lineage: Eukaryota; Metazoa; Mollusca; Cephalopoda; Sepiida; Sepiidae
Source: the annotation of a GenBank genome assembly